Messenger RNA from Pollicipes pollicipes, 706 nucleotides. RefSeq names its product cuticle protein 6. Lineage: Eukaryota; Metazoa; Arthropoda; Thecostraca; Pollicipedomorpha; Pollicipedidae. Gene Ontology annotation, molecular function: structural constituent of chitin-based larval cuticle. The transcript is spliced from 4 exons. The annotation marks the transcript as partial. Gene Ontology annotation, cellular component: chitin-based extracellular matrix. The record is from RefSeq and is a predicted model, not a curated record.
UUCAGCCAUGAAAGUCCUGGUGGUAGUGUCCGCUGUUCUGGCCGUUGCGGCUGCCCAGUACCUGCCUUACAGCGGGCUUGGUUACUCGGGACACCCGUACGCCGCCGGAUACCCGAACAAGUUUUCUAUCCCCUACACUACCUACACUUCUGCCCCCUACACCAUCAACGCUGCUGCCCCCUACACAACCUACGCCGCCCCGGCCGGUGUCAGCUCUCAGCACUACUCCUUGAGCAGAAGUGGGGAAUACAGCUAUGGCUACAGUGACGGCCUGAGCACCAAGUCGGAGAGCAAGAACGCCUACGGCGGCACCGUCGGCUCUUACAGCUACGUGGACGCCAACGGCUUGACCCAGACAGUCAACUACGUGGCCGACUCGGCCGGCUUCCGUGACACGGCUGAUGUGAAGGCCGCCAAGGCGGAGUUCCGCAAGCUGUACACCGAGGCUGCCGCCGCCGCCACAGUCAACUACGUGGCGGACGCGGCCGGCUUCCGUGUGCAGGGCACCAACGUGCCGGUGGCUCCCGCCGCCGACCUGAAGGCGUCCGUGUACAGCCUGGCCGGACCUGCCCCCGUCCAGGACACGGCUGAUGUGAAGGCCGCCAAGGCGGAGUUCCGCAAGCUGUACGCCAAGGCUGCCGCCGCCGCCGCCGCUGCCCCUGACUACCGCAAGAAGCGUAGCGCUCCUCUGCCCGUCAGCGACACC